This is a messenger RNA of Ichthyophthirius multifiliis, 777 nucleotides long. Its product is annotated as protein kinase domain protein. The record is from RefSeq and is a predicted model, not a curated record. Gene Ontology annotation, cellular component: spindle pole centrosome; spindle midzone; spindle microtubule. Gene Ontology annotation, biological process: regulation of cytokinesis; mitotic spindle organization; protein phosphorylation. Gene Ontology annotation, molecular function: protein kinase activity; ATP binding. Lineage: Eukaryota; Ciliophora; Oligohymenophorea; Hymenostomatida. The transcript has 4 exons.
AUGGCUAGAGAUUUAAAUACAGGAAUGAUUGUUUCAUUAAAAAAAAUAAAAAAAUCAACAUUAUUUAAAUUAAAUGUACAAAAUCAUAUAUUGAAUGAAAUUAAAAUCUAAUUCUUUUUAAAACAUAUAAAUAUGACUAAAUUAUAUGGAUUUUAUUUUGACAAAAAUUGUGUUUAUUUAAUCCAAGAAUAUGCUUCAAAUGGAAACUUGAAAUAAAAUUUAUAAUUGCAACUAGAAAACAGAUUUGAUGAAGAUACAGCGAUAUUUUAUAUAAAAUAAAUAUUAGAAGCAGUAUAAUAUUUACAUUAAAAUUAUAUAAUACAUAGAGAUAUUAAAUUAGAAAAUAUAUUGAUCUCCUAAGAUAUAAUUAAAAUUUCUGAUUUCGGAUGUAGUGUUUAUAGCCCAGAAUGUUAAAGAAGUACUUUUUGUGGUACUUUAGAUUAUAUAAGCCCAGAAAUGGCUAGUGGAAACAACUAUGGAAUUAGUAUUGACAUUUGGAGUAUAGGAGUUAUUACUUUUGAAAUGUUAACUGGAAAACCUCCAUUUAUUUAUAGUAAUAAUGAAUAAAUGCUUUAGUAAAUUAGAGAAGCGAAAAUUAAUAUUCCUAGUUAUAUUUCAAAAGAUGCAUAAAAUUUUAUUAGUAAUAUAUUAGUAAAAGAACCUGAUGAAAGAAUGAAUUUAUAUUAAUUAAUAAAUCAUUAAUGGCUUAACAAGAAUACAAAUAAAUCUUAAUAAAAUUAAUAAAUUACAAACGAUAUAAUUAAAUUGUUGAGAUGA